AGAGGAUAGGAUAGGACGGCCUGCAGCAAAGAGCUAGUGCCACAUCGGGCACCACAUCCUGUCCUGCAACGAAUUCCAGUGCAACGAAAUGCAAAUAAACGAAAGCAUGGCGCCCAAGUAGAACAUUCCACCAGCGCCCGACAGCAAGCCAACAAGCUUCAGCUCCUGCUUCUCUCUAUUCCAAUUUCCACUCCGAACUUGAUAUACGCGACCGCGUUCGACCGACUCGAAUCCGUAAUCCGUAUCCGGGAUGACGGAGCAGAAGAACCAGGUGACGCGCGCUGCUCCGGAGCAGAGCAAUGACUACCGCGUGGUCGUAUUUGGAGCCGGCGGCGUGGGCAAGAGCUCACUGGUGCUGCGCUUCAUAAAGGGCACCUUCCGCGAAAGCUACAUCCCAACCAUCGAGGACACGUAUAGACAGGUCAUCAGCUGCAACAAGAACAUCUGCACGCUGCAAAUCACGGACACCACGGGUUCGCAUCAGUUCCCGGCCAUGCAGAGGCUGUCCAUCUCGAAGGGGCACGCCUUCAUUCUGGUCUACUCGGUGUGCUCCAAGCAGAGUUUGGAGGAGCUGCGACCCAUCUGGGCGCUAAUCAAGGAGCUGAAGGGAGCCGACAUCCCCAACAUACCCGUCAUGUUGGUGGGCAACAAGUGUGAUGAGACCGCCGAGUUGCGAGAGGUCUCCCAAGCGGAGGGUCAGGCCCAGGCGACCACCUGGAGCAUAUCCUUCAUGGAGACGUCGGCCAAGACGAAUCACAAUGUGACCGAGCUGUUCCAGGAGCUGCUCAACAUGGAGAAGACGCGCACCGUCUCCCUGCAACUGGACACCAAGAAGCAGAAGAAGCAGAAAAAGGAGAAGAAGUCCAAGGACACGAACGGCUCGAUACCGGAGAACGGCGAUGCGGGGGCCAGCGCCAGCGGCGGGGUGAAGGAGAAGUGUCGCGUUAUGUAAGCAUCGGAUGGCCAACUGGCCAGAUGGCAUGGGCAUGUGACCCGGGUCACAUUGCGUCGAGCUGAAGUGAACGGAGACGUAGGUGACAGACAAAUACUCGCCUUGGGGCAGCACCCUUGGGUGGGGGG
This is a messenger RNA of Drosophila teissieri, 1080 nucleotides long. Its product is annotated as GTP-binding protein Di-Ras2. Lineage: Eukaryota; Metazoa; Arthropoda; Insecta; Diptera; Drosophilidae. The coding region runs from base 251 to 952 and encodes 233 amino acids. The transcript has 5 exons. Gene Ontology annotation, molecular function: GTP binding; GTPase activity; GDP binding. Gene Ontology annotation, biological process: signal transduction. The record is from RefSeq and is a predicted model, not a curated record. Gene Ontology annotation, cellular component: plasma membrane.